GCAUUGAUUUGAUCCAAAAUAUUGUGAAAUCUUAGUCAGUCUGGAAGCCAUCUGAUUAUUUUCAACUGAUUAUUUUUGAGACAUUUCAAUGUAUUUGAAGUCACAUGCAUUUACUUGUCUUCUAGUGGCUUGUAGUCCCCUGGUAUAUUUGCCAUAGGUCCCUUUUGGGUCUGCUAUUUUGUGUAUAUAUUUUUUAUUCUUUAUCAACACAAAAGCCUGUUCAUUGAUGUAAGCCUGUUUUUAAUAAAUAGUAUAUAGUUAUUCAUAUUAUGAUCAUGCCCCCCUUAUGGUGGGGACCCCCCAUAAAAUUUGAUUCAAUUCGAGCACUGGAUGAAACUGUGAUAAUAAUUUAAAAUAUAUGGGCUCAUCAGCUUUGUAGCUUAAUAUGAAGAAGCAUCUUAGACAUUGGCAACCUUCAUCAUCACGUUAGGUAGCCUAUCCAACAAGAGUUUAUAAUUUCAACCCGCAUGUCUGCUCGAGUUUUUGGUGACUUGACUUGCCCCAACGGACAUUGACCUUGUGCAAUAUUGGCUUUUGCCAUUUGAAUUUCCAUUACAUUUUGUAGAGGACACGCUUGAGUCAUGGACAUAAUCGUUGUAAAUCCUUUCAAGACGAUUUCAGAUGACGAUGCCCGCUCAUUUCGGCUGCAAUAUGGUCAUAUCGGCCAUUCAAAGACACCGAUGCUCACAUAACGGAAUUCAUUGAAAGUAUCCGACACAGGCACCUCAACGGUCACAUCUGCAGUGGAAAAUGAAUUCAUAUUUAUGAGGAAAGCGCUCUGAUUGGUCGACAAAACUUUGAAGCGUGGGUUAGGAUUGGGUAAUGUUUCCCCGACCAAUCAGAAAUGUGCUGCCCGCCCCUGUGUGUGCCUGGGCGAACAAGGGCGGCCCUUCAUCGAAGACAGAUACGGGGGUGUUUUGGCGUGCGGAUGCGGCUCGGGUAAGCUGCGGUGGAUGCGAUUGAGCUCCAUGAUUCUCCCCUCUUGGGGCCAGAGUUCACACCGUCCAAAAGGAGCCCAAAUAGGGUGAUGUCACAUCGUCUACCAGGGGGUGGCCGUCCCCUGCCAGAGUCGCACAGCCUCUGAUGCCCAUGGGGCGGACGCCCCCAAUACCAAGCUAUUAAGUGUCUAGUUAAAGCUGAGUGCUGUGUGCAAUGGGAAGUCUGGGAGAGGGAUUGGAUCCGGGCAUGGUGAGCGAAGCUCUUCUGGAGGCCCUCUGCUCUGAAUGUGGACAGAUUCACCGCACCUGGGAGAACCACCUUUAUAACUAUCGUUUGGAGGUGGACGAUGAUUUGGUGUGCCACAUUUGCCUUCAGCCAUUGGUUCAGCCUCUGGAUACACCAUGUGGCCACACCUUCUGUGCCCGCUGCCUGCGCAGCUUCCUGCAAGAACAAGACUUUUGUCCUCUGGACCGUGCACAUCUGCAGCUGCAGGUCUGUCGGCGCUCGAGCAUUCUGGUGCACAAGCUGCUGGAUAAGUUGUCGGUUACAUGCCCACUCACACCCUCCUGUUCUCUCAGCAUGCCUCGCUGUGACCUAGAGGCACACCUCAAACACAGGUGUCCUGGAACACAGAGUCAGCGAGCAAAGCUGGAGCGGACACGGAUGGAGGGAGGGGAGGAUAGGGUCAUGGUGACCAACCCACCCAAAUCCCCCCUGACUGAGAUAAAAGAGAGUACUCCAUCACCACCUGCUGGAUCCAACGCAUGCAACAAUGUUCCUACAUGGACAGAAGAGCCUGGUGUAGACAACCCUGCUUUUGAGGAGAGCACUGAAGAAGACAGUGCUACUAGUUACAAAUCAAAAAGGAAAAUGGACAAUUCACACAGCAGUCACGCUCGUGUCUCAGGAGGUCUCACUGGUCUGGAGUGCGCUCCUCCACGUGUGAAGCGGCCCCUUAGUAACCCCUGCAUUCAUCUUCUCCGCACUGGCAGUUCCGCCUCUUCAGGAUGGGACUUUGUUGAAACUCUGCCACUCUCUGCAGAGGAAGGUUGUGUGAAACUUCCGUCCCUACCUGAGGGAGAAAUCACAACCAUUGAGAUUCAUCGUUCAAAUCCUUAUAUGGAGUUAGGUAUAAGUAUUGUGGGUGGAAACGAGACCCCCCUGAUAAAUGUGGUAAUACAGGAAGUGUACCGUGACUGUGUUAUAGCCCGAGACGGAAGGCUGCUGGCUGGCGACCAAAUACUUCAGGUGAACAACUUAGAUAUUAGUAACGUGCCCCAUAACUUUGCUCGCUCUUCACUGGCACGUCCUUGCGCCACUUUGCAACUGACAGUACUAAGAGAGCGCCGCUGUUCUGCCAGGCCGCCUGUGGCACCUGCCUCUCCCCAGGGCAGCCCUGCCAACAUACGCAUCACGCUGCACAAGCUGGAAUCAUCAGAGCAGCUUGGAAUCAAACUGGUGCGGCGUACGGAUGAAGCAGGCGUGUUUAUCCUGGACUUGCUGGAUGGAGGGCUAGCCGCUAAAGAUGGACGACUUUGCAGCAAUGACAGAGUGUUGGCCGUGAACGAGCACAACCUGAGACAUGGCACACCUGAGCAGGCAGCUCAAAUUAUACAGGCUAGUGGAGAAAGAGUCAGUCUGCUGAUUAGCCGUUCCAGCAAGCAGACUAUGGCCGUGCACACAGGCUCCACCUUGACCAGGGACAUUUGGUGCCACGAACACGUCCCCCCACUCCCUUGCACUGCGACCCCCAGCCCUGUCCCAAGUCUGCACCUUGCCAGGUCUUCCACCCAGAGAGACCUCUCCCAGUGUGUGACCUGUAAAGAGAAACACAUCACUGUGAAGAAGGAGCCACAUGAGUCUCUGGGUAUGACUGUGGCGGGAGGGCGGGGCAGCAAGAGCGGGGAACUUCCUAUCUUUGUGACAAGUGUCCAGCCCCAUGGCUGCCUGUCACGUGAUGGACGAAUCAAGCGUGGGGAUAUAUUGCUGAGUAUUAAUGGUCAGGAUUUGACCUACCUGAGCCACAGCGAAGCAGUGGGCACACUAAAGUCCAGCGCCGCGUCCUGCUCUGUCCAGUUGAGGGCACUAGAAGUCAGCACUGUGGAAGAGCCCAGCCUAGAUGAAGAGCUGCUCCCUCCACAUGAAAAUGACUAUGAUGCGAGCUGGUCGCCAUCUUGGGUCAUGUGGCUUGGACUUCCAAGCUACCUGCAUAGCAGCCAUGAGAUUGUCCUCCGCAGAAGUCACCCUGGCAGCUGGGGCUUCAGCAUUGUUGGAGGUUAUGAAGAGAACCACAGCAGCCAGGCAUUCUUUAUCAAAACUAUCGUCCUUGGAACACCCGCUUAUUACGAUGGCCGUCUAAAGUGUGGCGACAUGAUAGUAGCAGUUAACAGUCUGUCCACGGCCGGCAUGAGUCACUCCGCUCUAGUGCCCAUGCUGAAGGAGCAGCGCAGCAGGGUGGCGCUAACCGUGGUGUCCUGGCCAGGAAGUCUGAUAUAGCCCCACACGGGUACCAUGCCUCACCACAGACUGCUCUCAUGUGUUCUAAUGGCCCCUUGUUCUACUUUCUGCCACAGAGGCACCAUACUGUCAAGCCAGAGUCAGAAAUUGAAUGCUUUACUUGAUGCUGAAUAAACCAGGCCUUAGAAAACCUGCCACACCCCUUCUGGAGAGCAGCCUUAAGGUCUCCCAUCACCAUGCCAAUCACCAGUUCACUCUACCAGAGGUUUUAUAUACAGGCCCUCUCUAAAUGUGAGUUUUGUUUGUGUAAAGAGACCGAACAAAAGUGUAUGUGUACAAAGUAUGAAUGUGCCCAGCGGUUUAAUAAAUCUUUCCCAGUGAG
Molecule: messenger RNA, 3778 nt
Organism: Xyrauchen texanus (razorback sucker)
Lineage: Eukaryota; Metazoa; Chordata; Actinopteri; Cypriniformes; Catostomidae
Product: ligand of Numb protein X 2-like
Exons: 14
Coding region: 1153-3435 (760 amino acids)
Molecular function (GO): ubiquitin-protein transferase activity; metal ion binding; protein binding
Source: RefSeq, a predicted model, not a curated record